Molecule: messenger RNA, 1308 nt
Organism: Cataglyphis hispanica
Lineage: Eukaryota; Metazoa; Arthropoda; Insecta; Hymenoptera; Formicidae
Gene: eIF2alpha
Product: eukaryotic translation initiation factor 2 subunit 1
Exons: 6
Coding region: 211-1257 (348 amino acids)
Cellular component (GO): eukaryotic 48S preinitiation complex; eukaryotic translation initiation factor 2 complex; eukaryotic translation initiation factor 2B complex
Molecular function (GO): translation initiation factor activity; RNA binding; ribosome binding
Source: RefSeq, a predicted model, not a curated record
ACUGGAUGCCAAAGAUUAAAAAUGUCGACUGCGAGCAACUGCGAGUGUCCAUAGCGAAACGUGGUAUUGCGUGAUUUGCGUCCUGUGGAGGAUGGAAGUUUAAUAAAGAGAAAAGUAGAAAGAGUGUCUAUACUAAUAUACUUGUUAUAUUUCUACGUUGAUAAAAAUAGAAGAAAGAUCAUUGUGUGAGAGUAUACUUAUUUAGCAAAUAUGGUGUUGUCGUGUCGAUUUUAUAAAGAAAAAUAUCCAGAAGUGGAAGAUGUUGUGAUGGUAAAUGUGCGCAGUAUAGCUGAGAUGGGUGCAUAUGUGCACUUAUUGGAGUACAACAACAUUGAGGGCAUGAUCUUGCUCUCUGAAUUAUCCAGAAGACGUAUUAGGUCUAUUAACAAACUCAUUCGAGUAGGCAAAACUGAACCAGUUGUCGUCAUUCGAGUGGAUAAAGAAAAAGGUUAUAUUGAUCUCAGCAAGCGUCGUGUGUCUGCUGAAGAUGUGGAAAAGUGUACAGAGAGAUAUGCUAAAGCUAAAGCUGUUAAUUCAAUUUUAAGACAUGUAGCAGAAUUGUUACAUUAUGACAAUGAUGAUCAAUUAGAAGAAUUAUAUCAGAAGACAGCCUGGCAUUUUGAAGAAAAAUAUAAGAAACAGAAAGCAUCUGCUUAUGAUUUCUUCAAGCAAUCAGUAUUGGAUCCUUCCAUUUUAGCAGAAUGUGGCCUCGAUGAGCAUACGAAAGAAGUAUUGUUAAAUAAUAUCAAACGGAAACUCACCUCGCAAGCUGUCAAAAUUAGAGCAGAUGUGGAAGUAGCAUGUUACGGCUAUGAAGGUAUUGAUGCUGUAAAGACUGCAUUGAAGGCUGGCUUAGCUCUCUCUACUGACGAAUUACCUAUAAAAAUCAAUUUAAUUGCUCCUCCCUUGUAUGUUAUGACGACAUCUACACCGGAAAAACAGGAUGGAUUAAAGGCAUUAGGAGACGCAAUCGAAGUUAUUCAGAAUAAAAUAACGUCACUCGGGGGUGUAUUCAAUGUCCAAAUGGCACCAAAGGUUGUUACCGCGACGGACGAGGCAGAAUUAGCGCGCCAGAUGGAACGAGCAGAACUCGAAAAUGCGGAAGUCGCUGGCGACGAUGACGAGGAGGAAGUAGAGGGAAUGGAGGGCGAUUUCAGCGGCGACGAAGGAGCCGAACAGAACAGCAAAAUUGAAUAUAACAAUAAAGGCGAAGAGCAUAAUGAUAAAGAGGGAGACAUUUCUGAGGAAGAGAAUUGAAUUCUUAUAUAUUCGAAUAAUAAAGUACACAUUUGAUAAAAUGGGCAGAUA